Molecule: messenger RNA, 2120 nt
Organism: Parathielavia appendiculata
Lineage: Eukaryota; Fungi; Ascomycota; Sordariomycetes; Sordariales; Chaetomiaceae
Exons: 2
Coding region: 348-1793 (481 amino acids)
Source: RefSeq, a predicted model, not a curated record
CUGACGACUUAUUUUUCUUACCCUUCUCAAUUCCUAGACUCGGUGUGUCUUGACCGUAUUGUCCAAUAUUGACGUCCUACGCAUUGUUGUGUUGUACUAUCUUUCCGGGCUUCUUGUGUCGAUCCACGCAGCGCCCAGCCUAAACGAGAAGCCAGUGGAAAACCCUCCCGGGACGGACGGUCCAGUACCACCAUCACAUCUUGUAACCUUCAUUCUUACUGUACGGCCGAGGAACCACCCCCUUUUGGGGCAUCGCACGAUGCCGACGAGGUCUUGGACUUCGUAGCUGGGCAAUCCGAAUCAUUCCUUGAGCCUUUGGUCCCGGCCUUGCCAUCUUUCCAGCUACAAUGUCCCCGCCAUUUCUUCGAAUGUCCGUACCAGUCCUAGUGCCGCUGCCAGCAGCCGACGAUGGACUCAACACUCGGGGCUCGACGCUACAGCCGCGUGACGGCGGAGGGAGAAAUACGCCGAACCAGGCUCAAAUCGUCGUCAUCGUCAUAGGCGCCAUCGCCAUCGCUGCAAUCCUCGCCUUCGUCUUCCGCCACUUCUACUAUCGAUACGCCCGCCGGAAACUCACCUACCAGCCCGCAGUCGACGAGGACGACGCCCCGAGCACCCGGGAAAUCAACCGUCAGACUCAAGAUGACCUCGAAGAAGCCCUAGCCGGCACCCAAACCCACACCGACGCACCGGCCGUCGAUCGCACUACCUCGGUCCGCAGCGUCAUGACGCUGCCGGCGUACCGGCCCAAAGCGACCGAAAACGAGCUCGUCCUCGGCCGGGAAGGCGAGCGCGACGGGAUUGACAUCGUCGUCGAGAUGCGGACGGCCGAGGAGGAGGAAGCGCUGCGCGAUGAGGAGAUGGAGGCGCUGUACCGGAUCCGGGCGGCGCGGCGACGCCAGAUCGCCGACCGCGAGGAGCGCCGGCGACUGCGGCAGCAGGCGCGCGAGGCCCGCGACGCCGUGGCCCUGCGCGAGCUGCGCGAGGCGGCGCGCGACCGCGCGGUACAGAACGCAACCGAGAUCGAGGAGCUUCGCCACUCGCACGACCGUAUCCGUGAGACGCGGCAGCGCGCCGUGAGCAGUGUGUCGUAUGCCGAUGUCGGGAUCGCCCGUUCCGAUGGGACGCGGAUCCGCGCGAGCAGUACCGAGAGCACUGAGAGGGUUGGGCUGCUGUCGGAUGCGGCUAGUAUCGCCGCUUCCGCGGAUAGUUUGUUCCUGGGGCGGGAUCGGAGCGCGAGCGCCACGCUGAGUAUUGACACCUCGCGGAUGAUGGAAAGGCCAGAUUCGCCCGGGUUGACGACGGGUGGGAGCGGAGUGUUUAGUUUUGCCGGGGCGGGGCGGUUGAGGUCGAGGUCGAGGUCGAGGGCGAAUUCGGCUGCGACGACGCCAAGGGUGCCGACGCCGAGUUCUGGGAACACGCCGCAUGCGGGAUCGCCUCCGGAAAUAAUCGACGCUGAGGACGCGGAUCUGGGUGACGCGGGGAUGCCCCCGCCGGGAUACGACGAAGUCAGCCUGGAGGACAUCACACCGAUGCACUCGCGCCGGAACUCAGAUGUGUCCGGGAGGGUCAGCCCGUAUCCGGACCCGCCGCCGAAUUAUCCGGGUCUUGGACCGGCCGAGAGGAGGAAUAGCAGGCUGUCGGCGUACAUGGGAGACCUGGCCUCGCAUGCCCAGACACAAGCCGAGAGUGGUUCGGGGUCGGGAGCACACAGUGGGAUUCCGAGGCUGCCCAGUCUCAGACUGAGCGGGGUGCCGCAGAUUGUGAUUGAGCCGUCGAGCGCGAGGCCUUGAUGACCGCAAGGGAGGCACCAUGCUAGAAGGAGGAAACAACGGUCAGGGGGCACGGUUCUCGGAUGGGGUCGAGGGUAUAUCCCUGUAUGGGAACGGCAGGGCAUGUGUAUAUACGCACCGUUUCGUUCGAUGCUGGUGGCAGCGGAGUUUGGGAAUCUUGCAUCUGGUUGGAUUGGGUUCGUUGGUUGGAGUUGACGGGGGUUUUAAUGGCGGCAUGCAUACAUCAGUUUCUUCGUCAACUUUCACGAAUCAACCUUGUUAAAUUGUAUGUACGGCUACACUUUUUGGUAGAAAGUAUCAGUCAAGCAUUCAAGAAGCACAUCAUCU